Messenger RNA from Fraxinus pennsylvanica, 2127 nucleotides. Lineage: Eukaryota; Viridiplantae; Streptophyta; Magnoliopsida; Lamiales; Oleaceae. The record is from the annotation of a GenBank genome assembly.
AUGAAACUAGUUUUCCUCUUUUUGGUAUUUAUAACAUUAGUUACGGCGAAGAAAUCCGGGGAUGUAACGGAGCUCCAGAUCGGUGUGAAGUAUAAGCCUGCAACUUGUGAAGUUCAGGCUCACAAGGGCGAUAGAGUGAAAGUACACUAUAGGGGAAAGCUUACAGAUGGAACUGUUUUUGAUUCCAGCUUUGAAAGGGGUGAUCCAAUUGAAUUUGAGCUUGGUAGUGGUCAAGUGAUUAAAGGAUGGGACCAAGGGCUCCUAGGAAUGUGCUUAGGGGAGAAGAGGAAGUUGAAAAUUCCUUCUAAACUUGGUUAUGGGGAUCAGGGGUCCCCUCCUACCAUCCCAGGGGGUGCUACACUUAUCUUUGACACAGAGCUGGUAGGAGUCAAUGGGAAAACAUCCAUUGGGAAAUCAGAUGGCAGUGAACUAGAAAAGAUGGAUGAGGAUUUUGAGAUGCCACCACCGGAGGGUAUGGAUGACAUGGAUCUGCCGGAAGACAGUUCCUACAUGAAGGUUGGGGAGGAAAAGGAGAUCGGAAAUGAAGGAUUGAAGAAGAAGCUUGUCAAGGAGGGGGAAGGCUGGGAUACCCCCGAAAAUGGUGACGAAGUUGAAGUUCAUUAUACUGGAACCCUGCUGGAUGGUUCUAAGUUUGACUCCAGUCGUGAUAGAGGGACGCCAUUCAAGUUCACUCUCGGCCAAGGGCAAGUAAUCAAGGGAUGGGACCAAGGUAUCAAAACGAUGAAGAAGGGUGAAAAUGCUAUUUUUACCAUACCUCCAGAGUUGGCAUAUGGUGAAUCUGGUUCUCCUCCUACUAUUCCUCCAAAUGCCACUCUACAGUUCGAUGUUGAAUUACUGUCCUGGGUCAGUAUAAAAGACAUCUGCAAGGAUGGUGGAUUAUUCAAGAAGAUUCUUAACGAGGGAGAGAAAUGGGAGAAUCCCAAGGAUCUUGAUGAAGUGCUCGUCAAAUACGAGGUUCAACUGGAAGAUGGUACUGUAAUUGUGAAAUCAGACGGAACUGAAUUCACUGUUGGAGAAGGUCACUUCUGUCCUGCUCUCGCCAAGGCUGUGAAGACGAUGAAGAAGGGUGAAAAGGCCCUUCUCACAGUCAAGCCACAAUAUGGAUUUGGGGAGAAGGGCAAACCAGCCUCUGAUGGGGCUGGAGCUGUCCCAGCAAAUGCGACGCUGAACAUCACUCUGGAGCUGGUAUCUUGGAAGACAGUUUCCAAUGUCACAGAUGACAAGAAAGUUGUUAAAAAGACAUUGAAAGAAGGGGAGGGAUAUGACCGCCCAAAUGAAGGAGCUGUUGUAAAAUUGAAAUUGGUUGGAAAGCUAGAAGAUGGUACUGUCUUCAUUAAGAAAGGUCAUGGGGAAAAUGAAGAUGAUCUUUUUGAAUUCAAGACAGACGAAGAGCAAGUCAUAGAGGGGUUGGACAGGGCUGUAAUGACAAUGAAGAAGGGAGAGGUAGCACUAUUGACAAUUACACCUGAGUAUGCUUUUGGUUCGUCUGAGUCGCAACAAGAGUUGGCUGUAGUUCCUCCAAACUCGACUGUGUUCUAUGAUAUCGAGCUCCACUCUUUUGAAAAGGAGAAGGAAUCUUGGGAUAUGAACACCCAAGAAAAGAUUGAAGCUGCUGUAAAGAAAAAGGAGGAAGGCAAUGUGCUGUUCAAGGCCGGGAAAUAUGUGAGAGCCUCCAAGAGAUACGAGAAGGCUGCCAAGUACAUUGAGUAUGACACCUCCUUUAGCGAGGAAGAAAAGAAACAGUCCAAAGCACUGAAGAUCACUUGCAAUCUGAACAGCGCAGCUUGCAAGUUGAAACUGAAAGAUUAUAAGCAGGCAGAGAAGCUGUGUACUAAGGUUUUGGAACUCGAGAGUACAAAUGUGAAGGCACUUUAUAGAAGAGCUCAAGCAUACAUGAACAUGUCCGAUUUGGAUUUGGCCGAAUUCGAUAUUAAGAAAGCUCUUGAAAUUGAUCCUGACAACAGGGAUGUGAAGCUGGAGUACAAAGCUCUCAAGCAGAAGGAGAAGGAGUUCAAUAAGAAGGAUGCCCAAUUUUACGGGAACAUAUUUGCUAAGAUGAACAAGAUGCAGCCAUUUGAAGCUAAUAAAACAGAAAAUGGUGCUUAA